Messenger RNA from Silurus meridionalis, 6393 nucleotides. It is a transcript of the gene malrd1, whose product is annotated as MAM and LDL receptor class A domain containing 1. Gene Ontology annotation, molecular function: protein binding. Gene Ontology annotation, cellular component: membrane. Bases 159 to 5495 code for a protein of 1778 amino acids. NCBI's taxonomy places the organism in Eukaryota, Metazoa, Chordata, Actinopteri, Siluriformes, Siluridae. The record is from RefSeq and is a predicted model, not a curated record. The transcript is spliced from 33 exons.
CAGUGUCAUUUUCGGACUAUAGAAUUUAUACAUUUCUGGAUUCAGGAGGAUUGAGAAGUGCUGUGUGUGUGUCUGUGUGUGUGUGAAUUUGUGUGUGUAUUUGUUUAUAGCUUAGUUUAUGUAUUUAUAUCUAUGUGACUUCCUUGACAGAAGGCCUAAUGCAAGCACUUGUGUGGGCCUCUUCCGUGGUGUGGAUUGUGAUGUGUGUGUCAGGUAAGCCAUGUCAGCCGGAUGAAUUUGAGUGCCUGACAGGAGAGUGUGUGCCAGAGGCAUACAUAUGUGACUUCAGUCAUGAUUGUUCAGAUGGCAGUGAAGAGAGAAACUGCACCCUUUCAGAAAGAUGUGAUUUCGAAGAUGGGCUUUGUGAUCUACAAACACCAAACUCAAAUAAAUUGUGGACUCGAGGCUCAUGCCUGACUGACCCUGGACCUCCGUUAGACCACACCGGCAACCCUGCAGGACACUACUUGUUCCUGAAUUCCGAAAGUGGAGAGAUAGCCACAGCAGAAAUAUCCAGUCAGUUUUUUCUGCCCUCAGAGUCCUGCACGGUCACUUUCUACUAUCACAUUGGCCAAGCAGGUGGUGAAUUACAGGUUCUGGUUAGAUCUGAACCUUCAGGAGAGAAAAGACAAAUCUGGAUUCAGACCAGACAGAAUUUUGAUCCACUUUCAAAGCCCUGGAUUAGGACAGCAGUUACAUUCAGACAGAGCCAGGAGUUUCAGGUAAUAUUUCAUGGACUGGUGUUUGGCAGCAGCAAUCCUAAUGAAGUUAUUGCUUUUGAUGACUUGUCAUUCAGCCCAGGCUGUGUAUUGAUAAAAGAAAGAAGGCAUGUUUCCUCUGCAAGCCCCUCUCCGCUGGACUGCGGGGCAGGUGUUUUUGUGGACCCAGAGCAAGUGUGUGAUUUUACUCUGAAUUGUCCUCAUGGAGAAGAUGAGGCCAAUUGUCCUGCACUGUGUGAUUUCGAGUCGAACGCAUGUGGCUGGCAUGAACUUGCACCUGAUGAUGGAUUUGACUGGAUCAGAAGCUCACCUCAGAUAGUCUCUACAGACCAACAACACAAAGCACCUCCAAGGGACCACUCCACCAACACAAGCACUGGCCACUUUCUUCUAGUCCUGAGGAACAGCAGCCGUUUUUCUCAGCAUGCUUUACUCCAGAGUCCCACAUACCAGCAGGCAGGCCCGGACUGUAAAAUGACCUUCUGGCACUACAAUGCUGGUAUCUCUGUGGGUGCUGCCAACAUGUACCUGCAAAUCAAAGGCAUGGACAACAUCACAGUUCUGUGGCGCACACUUUAUAACCAGGGGAACGUUUGGCAGCUGGUGACCAUUCAGCUUGGCCGCCAGAAAAAGCCUUUUCAGAUCUCGGUGUCCAAACUGAGCCUGGGAGUGUAUGAUGGAAUCUCUGCACUGGAUGACAUUACUUUUCACAACUGCUCACUACCAUCGCCCAAGGACAAGUGCCCUACACCUGACUACUUCCACUGUAGGCAGAGCCGAGCGUGUGUGGACCGUCUCAAGCUUUGUGAUCUUGUUGAUGACUGUGGAGAUGGAACUGAUGAGGAAAACUGCUCCUCUGAGUUAAUGUGCAAUUUUGAGGAUGGAUUAUGCAGCUGGACACAGGAUAAAGAAGACAUGUUUGAUUGGACCUGGAACCAAGGACCUACUCCGACUCCCAACACCGGCCCCUUUAAGGACCACACAUGGUCCAGUGUGAGUGGGCACUACCUCUUCAUUGAGUCCUCUGCCCCUCAGCAAUUUAAAGACACUGCAGUACUCAUUAGUAGACCUUUUAAUCCCACUAUCAGCAAAGGAGAAGUCCCACGGGCAACUUGUGUCUUCAGGUUCCAUUAUCAUAUGCUGGGCCAGUACGUUUUCAGAUUAGCCAUCUACAUCCGCAACACUGACAGUGGGCGUGGCCAAAUGCUGUGGGUUCGUCAUGGUGACCAGGGCAACUUAUGGCACAGGAAGACCCUGUACAUUAACAGUGCACGACCCUUCCAGAUACUUGUAGAGGGCACAGUGGGGGAUGACUUCACAGGAGAUAUAGCAAUAGAUGACCUUUCAUUUCUUGGCUGUGAGCCAUAUAAGGGUGCACUUCCUUCAUUAGAACCAAGCACUCUAGCUCCUGUUAUCACUCAACCGACGUUACCUCCUCAUAGCUGUCAACCGGGUCAAUUUGUGUGUGGGGUUUAUGGAGAGUGUGUGAGCCAGAAUCAAGUGUGUGACUUCAGGCAGGAUUGUUCUGAUGGAGCUGAUGAAAAAGGCUGUGUGAUGGAACGGUGUGAUUUUGAGGGUGGAAAUUUAUGCGGUUGGACACUGGAUAGCCCCAAACCUCCAGUCCUGCUACAUGCCUUCCAGUGGUUAAUAGGACAAGGGGAAACGAUAUAUCAGGGUGAAGAAUUUCAUAGGCCUGUUAAUGACCAUUCACUUGGCACUGCAGAAGGAUGGUACAUCUAUGCAGACAGCUCUAAUGGUGGGUAUGGCCAUGUGUCUGAUCUUAUAACUCCACCAAUCACCGCCACAGGGCCCCAGUGCACUAUGGAAUUCUGGUACUACAUGAGUGGCUUUACUGUGGGAACACUACAGGUUCUUAUUAAGUCUGGUAAUGUCACACACGAGGUGUGGUCUGAAACUGGAAACCAAGGCAGCCGCUGGAUGCGUGGCAAAGUUUUUAUCGGCAUCCGCCACAAUUUUCAGGUCAUCCUUUGUAGUAAACGAGGUGUAAGCUACAUGGGUGAUGUGGUUGUUGAUGAUGUUGAAUUUACUGACUGUGCACCACCACUUUUCUACGGUCUCCCGUGCACCAAUCAUGAGUUUGCUUGUGCAAAUGGACUCUGUAUUCCUGGUGCCAAUUUAUGUGACUUCAUUGACCACUGUGGGGACGGCUCAGAUGAAAACCACUACAUCUGCAAGGGCUUUCAUGGCCAUUGUAACUUUGAAUUUGACCUUUGCUCCUGGCACCAACUGGAGAGUGACAAUUCUGACUGGUUGAUUAAAGCAGGAAGAAGAGCCACUGUAGGAACAAGCCCAGCAACUGAUCACACCCUGCGUAACCCCUCAGGCCACUACCUGUACAAAGAGAACUCUUUUGUCAAAUCCUCUGGGGACAUGGCUCGAAUCUCCAGCCCAGUGUUCAGCCAGAGCAGUAGAGAAUGCAAGAUGGUGUUUUACCUGCACAUGUCUGGUGAGGGCGCUGGCACUCUGAGUGUGUAUAUGAUCACAAAGUCCUCACUCCUCCUCCUCCUCAACCUCACAGGGUAUCAGGGCAACUACUGGAUCAGACAGGAAGUACCCCUUAUCUCCAAAGAGCACUUCCAAGUCAUGUUUGAGGGCAGAAUGGGUCAAAAUGGAAGGGGAGAUAUCAGCAUCGAUGACAUCACUUUCUCACCAGGCUGUCUCUUUAACCAUGAUUCAAAGACAAACCUCCCAGACCCUAUGCAAACUGGAUCCUGCCCACAGGGAUUACUUUGCUGUGAUAAUGGUGCCUGUUACAAACCAGAGCAACUUUGUAAUUUUAUUGAUGACUGUGGGGACAACAGCGAUGAGAAGAACUGUGGGACUUCUUGCUCAUUCGAAGAAGGACGUUGUGGAUGGAAGAGUUCCCUUGCAGACAAUUUUUAUUUAAUGCUAGGCACUGGCUCGGCCCGGAGCAUCAGACCACCAUAUGAUCACACUCUGAUGAAUGAAAAUGGCCACUUUUUGUAUUUGGCAUCCACUCCAGUAGGUUUAAAAGGGAAUAAAGCUCACAUGAGAAGUUUUGUAUAUAAAGAGUCCAGCGCCACCUGCAAACUUGCUUUCUGGUACUACAUUUCCCACAAGGCGACAGGAGUCAUUCGUCUCUACUUAAAGACAGAGAAUGAGCUGAAGGAGGUGUGGAUGGAGCAGAGAAUGAUGCCUGAAUGGAGGAGAGCUGAGGUGCCUCUGAGGAACCUGAGGAACUUUGAACUUAUCUUUGAGGUAGUGCGUGCGAGAGAUGUCAGCGGCGGGGCAGCACUCGACGACCUGCAGUUUAUUAACUGUGCACGCAGUGGCACACUUCCUGGUUCUUGUCCUGCAGCAUCUGAUUUUGUGUGCAACAAUGGCAACUGUAUCGUUUCCAGCUUGGUGUGUGACAGUAAGGCAGACUGCACUGACGGAUCUGAUGAGCUGGACUGCAGUGGCUUAGCAGGAGCCUGUAACUUCAACAUGCCUGAGGAUGAGUGGGAGGCAGCGUGUCAACUGGUGCAAGAUCAGGAUGACGACUUUGACUGGCAGAUCGGACAUGGCAAUAAACAUCAAGGAAGAGGACCAUCUACUGAUCACAGCCCCGAUGGUAGUGGGAGCUACCUGUUUGUGAACUCAACCUUGCAGCGAGAGGGGGAUGUUGCUCGUAUAAUCACCCAGCAGGAGUUUCCUGCCAGUACUGGUGUCUGCCAUCUGCGCUUCUGGUUCCACAUGUAUGGCUCCAAACAAAUGGGCAUGCUGAAGGUGCACACAGUGGGCACUAGCGGCAUUCCCUUACUUAUGUGGGCUGCUAGUGGGAACUAUGGAAAUGGGUGGCAUUACAGUAACGUGCUGCUGUCAAAUCCUCAUCCCUUCAGAGUGAGUUUUCAGGCUGACGUGGUAGGAAACAAUUGGACAGACAUCGCCAUCGAUGACCUCUCAUUUACCCAAGAGUGUGCUAAAGGAGCUCUUGUCACCCCUGUCCCCCCGACAUGUAACUUGGAACAAUUCCAGUGCGUCUACUUGUUGGAGUGUAUCUCCUUGGUCUUGCGCUGUGAUGGAGAAGUGGACUGCAUGGAUGGUUCAGAUGAAGAGGAUUGUGGGACUGUGCCACCACAAAAAGGCUGUAAAGACACAGAGUACCACUGUGGCAAAAACAUGUGCAUUCCAUCAUUGCUGCGCUGUGACAGCGUAGCAGACUGCCCCAAUGGCGAAGACGAAUAUGGAUGCCCUGUUGUUCAGUGUGCGAUUGGGGAGUUGGUGUGUGAGGAGACCGCUAGCUGUAUUGUUCACAACCAGCGGUGUGAUCAGACUGCAGACUGUCCUGCCUUCAAGUCUGACGAGUCCAGCUGCAAUGAUUGUCCCACCGGAUACUGUCUCAAUAAUGGAAUGUGUACAGUGGAGAAACAUGGACCUUUGUGCAUCUGUAAAUCAAUGUGGACUGGAAACCGCUGUCAUGUGCAACAUAAACCAACCCCUCCCACAACCUCAGUUGUGAUCGCUGACACUAGACCAGUGAUUGUGUACAUUGCUCUAAGUGUAGCAGUGAUCCUGAUAUUGGCUGUUGUCAUUGGCACUUUUUUACUCUGCUUCAUACAAAGAAAGCGUAGGGCUAAAGAUUCCAGGUUAAUUGAAAAUGAUGAACUGGAAAAUGAUGCUGCCAAGUUCAGAGAACAGUUUCCAGAUGUGAGGCCUCGAGAAUCUGCUGCCUUUAAAGCAAGAUGGAGUAAAUUUCCUAAUCUGGCUAUCAGUGUUUAUCCAUGGAGAGAUGAACCAGAGAGGCUUGGAUGAACUGCUCAAAGGCAAUAAUAAUUAUAAUGUCCACAUGGGUACCUGGUCCCUCAUUAAGUCCUCCUAGGUAACUUAAACUAUAAACACUCCAUGACCAUAAUCAUUCAAACAAGUGGCAUGAAUAUGAAUGGUUUUCUAAUCUUUUUUUCAUCCCUCUGUACUGUAUCUACCUUGUCAGGAUUCUGGUCCAGUCUGUUUCUACUUCCCAAUUUUUGUAUCAUUAAGAGCCCGACUGCCCAUGGGAAGAAUCCAGUGCAGGGUCUAGCACUUACACCUUGGAUGUUUCAGUAACUUCUGCCAGACAGCAGUUGCAUGAAAAGUGCAUGGGGGUCGUUUACAAUUUUAGGUGGUUUUGAGGAUACACCAUAGGUCCUCCUGAAGUCCACAGUUCUCUCUUUUAUUUUUAUUGAUAUUACCAGGACCUCCUCAGCAGAGACCCUCAGUACACUACUGCAGCUUAGUUUGCUGAUUCAUGAUUGUGCAGUGAAGCACAGCUUGAAUCACAUCAUUAACUUUACUGAUGAGACAACAGUGCUGGGCCUCAUCAGAAACAGCGGAAAGUCAGCAUACACAGUGGGUGAGUUGUGAUAUGCAGAUUGUUCUCUCUAUCUUAUAUACAGUACAAGUUGGUAUCAAAAAGCUUUAAGACUAGCUCAGUUUACAAGAAAGUACCUUAUUUAUCUACGUAUACAUGUUAAUACAUGUUAACACCUUUAAAAUAGUCUCCUUGCUCAGCAAUACAGCAUUUCCAAUGUUCCUGCUACUCCUGGAAGUCUUCUUUUCAAAGUAUGUCAAGCACCAUCUGCUAUUCAUGCUGGAUCUCUGCAGUGGUGUAAAACAGUGACCUUUGAGCGGGACCUUCAUCUUCAGGAAGAGGCCAAAGUCCACAGAAGACAAA